GUGACGGUCGGUUUGGCUUGUUCCGGGAUUGUUGUCCCCAUCUUACUUCCCAGAGCGCUGGGUCCAGAGGAGGCGCGAGAGGAGCCACUGUCCCCAGCGCGCAGAGGCGGGCCUGAGACCCCGGUGCCCGAGCCCCCGCUCCGCCCCCCGCCGCGAUGGCGGCGCCCCCGGCCGUGGGCAGCGUGGCCUUUGAGGACGUGGCCGUGUACUUCUCCUGGGAGGAGUGGGGGCUCCUUGAUGAGGCUCAGAGACGCCUGUACCGCGAUGUGAUGCUGGAGAACUUGGCCCUUGUGUGCUCGCUGGGUUGCUGGCAUGGAGCAGGGGAUGAGGAGGCAUCUGCUGAACAGGAAGUUUUUGUAGGAGUGUCGCAGGCUUCUCCCAGGGCAGUCCCGUCUCCACAGCAGGCCCACCACCUGGAGACGUGUGGCCCCCAUAUGAAAGACAUUUUGCACUUGGCUGAGCACCAGGGUAAACAUCAUGGGCAGAAACCGUACAUGUGUAGGACAUGUGGCAAACGAUUCUAUUUCAGUGCUAACCUUCACCUCCACCAGAAGCAGCACAAUGCAGAGAGAUUCUUCAAAAGUGGUAUGGGCAGGGCCUUGUUUUUGAAGAUCUGCAAAUUGCAUAUGUCAGGGAAGCCAUUUACCUAUGGAGAAGUUGGGAAGGAUUUGCUGGUCAGCUUGGGUCUUCUCCAGCAACAGGCCACUCACACUGGGGAGAAGCCAGUCAGUUACAGUGAGUGUCGUGCAGCUGUUCACAGUGGGAAAGGUUAUGACUUGGAAGAGUGCAGAGAAGACUUCAGCCACAAACGCAUGCCUGUUCACAACCAGAGAGUCCUGAACAGAGGAGGGCUUUAUGAGUGCAGUGAAUGUGGGAAGGCUUUCCGGUACAGAGGUUCACUUGCUCAGCACCAGAAGCUCCACACAGGAGAAAGGCCUCACGAGUGCAGCAGAUGUGGAAAAGCCUGCACACGGAGGUCUAAUCUCAUUCAGCACCAGAAAGUCCACAAUGGAGAAGGCUGUUAUGAAUGCAAUGAAUGUGGGAAAUUCUUUACCCACAGCUCUAUGUUCAUCCAACACCAGAGAGUUCAUACUGGAGAAAGACCUUAUAAGUGUGGCAAAUGUGGGAAAUCCUUUAGCCAGAGCUCUGGCCUCAUUCAUCACCGGAGAGUUCACAAUGGAAUAAGGCCUCAUGGGUGUAGUGAGUGUGGGAAAUCCUUUAGACUCAAAUCCAACCUCAUUCAACACCUGAGAGUUCACACUGGAGAAAGGCCUUAUGAGUGUACUGAAUGUGGGAAAUCCUUCAGCCAAAGCUCUGGCCUCAUUCAACACCGGAGAGUUCACACAGGAGAAAGGCCUUUUGAGUGCAGUGAAUGUGGGAAAUCUUUUAGCUGCAAAUCUGACCUCAUUCAACACCAGAGAAUUCACACUGGAGAAAGACCUUAUGAGUGUGGCGAAUGUGGGAAAUCUUUCAGCCGAAGCUCUGGCCUUAUUCAACACCGGAAACUUCACACUAAUGAAAUGCCUUAUGUAUGUACUCAGUGUGGAAAUACCUUUAGCCAAAUCUCCAGACUCAUUAAACACCAGAGAGUUCACACUGGAGAAAGGCCUUUUGAGUGCAGUGAAUGUGGUAAAUCCUUUAGUGAAAGAUCUGUACUUAUUCAACACCAGAGAGUUCACACUGGAGAAAGGCCUUAUGAGUGUGGUGUUUGUGGGAAAUCCUUUAGCCAAAACUCUAGCCUCAUUUAUCACCGGAUAAUUCACACUGGAGAAAGGCCUUAUGGAUGCAGUGAAUGUGGGAAAUCCUUUAGACUCAAAUCCAACCUCAUCCAGCACCGGAGAGUUCACACCGGAGAAAGGCCUUAUAACUGCGAUGAAUGUGGGAAAUCCUUCAGCCAAAGCUCUGGCCUCAUUCAGCACCGGAGAGUUCACACUGGAGAAAGGCCUUACGAGUGCAGUGUAUGUGGGAAAUCUUUUAGCCGCAAAUUCGACCUCAUUAAACACCGGCGAGUUCCUGGAACAGGACCUUAUGAUGGAGGCAAAUGUAGGAAAUUCUUUAGCUAGAAGUACAGCCUUAUAAAUUCUGCUAAGUCGCUUGUCCAGUGGGACUUUGCCAACUAUGGUAUUCUCAGGGUCAUCAAGACUCCUGAGGUAGCAAACUGGGCCUUGCUUGGCCUUGGAGAUAUCUUUGCCCUGCUGCUUGCCAACCGCUACCUGUGCAUCGUGGACUUGCAGACACAGGACCUGACCACAGCCCUCCCUGGUGUGGGAGGAGCACGGCUGACGCAGGAGCCACCACGGCUGGCUGACGUUGGGUGCCGGGCUGUGGGUUUUGAGUGCAACCUCCAUGGCAGCCGACUGCAGGAACCAAAGUUCUCGCCUAGCGGUGUCAUCACGCAGUGCACGGCAUUUAUCCAACCCUGGACAACCCGCAGGGAGCCCCUGCCGCGGGCACCGACGCAGACAGUGCAGGCCCGGGAGCGCGGCGAGAUGGGCUGUGCCCAUCAGCAGGACGGAGCCCUUAGGCAGGGGCGAUGGGGGUCCUCCGUGAGCCCCAGGCCGGGCGGAGACUCCAGGCAGGGCUCCUCGCUGCUCACCAAGUUACUGGAGGAGUCCCGCCCCCCACCUACCGCAGUCUCCCCUUGUCCCGCUGCAAAGCGAUCCCUCUCCCCGCCUGCCUUUGAGCCUCUGCCGGACGCAGGCGGCGGGGCUGGCUGCCUCGCGGUCACAGGCCCUGGGUCAGCAGCCUCUGCGGGGUCUCACUUGGGGGUCCCGGGCUGUAUCCGCCGGGCGCGGCCCCUCUGCGGAGGCGCACUGGGUGCUUCCCCCGGCGCUCCCGCAGCGCAGCACCCGCGCGCCGGCUCCUCGCGUCCUGGUCUGGAGGCCGAGCCCGAGCGCGCCCCUCCGCGCGGGAGGCUGAGCCCGGACCUCGCCUCCGGGACUGACGCCGCCUUCCGACCCGGGAGGGCGCCCCGACGCGCCCCCAGCCGGGUCACCCGACGGAUCCGGAGACCUGGUGACCUCGGCUGGGGAGGUCGCAGGGCCCGCGGGGACCGCACGGGAAGAGCCCCGGGGCCUCCGGGGAGUCUUCCGGGGGCCUGGACCGAGGGGCGCGCCGUGGCCCCCAGCACGGCUCCCCGGUUAGCCAUGGGGGAGCAGGGCCCCUUCUCGUCGGGGCUGGAGAAGACCCUCCCAGCGCCCCUCCAGGCGCCGCCGGAACUUCGUUCCUGGAGUCUGGGUUGCUGCGAAGCCUUCGCUGUAGCCCGAGGACGCGUGGGAACUACAACUCCCAGAAUGCCCCUCAUCGAGCGCGGCGGCGCCGACCGGAGAGCAGCAUCGCCCGACCAGCCCGCGCGGCGGGGCGGGACUUCCGGUGCGCUCUGCUCGCCCCUCGCUGUGGCGCCGUCGGGGCUCGUCGCUGCGUCGCAGCCUGAGAGCGCCGGGUCCGGGCCGAGGUACCGGGGCCCCGGAGGCGCGAGCGGAGCCGCGGUGCGCACCGCAGGAGCUGCGAUGGCGGCGCCCCCGGCCCAGGGCAGCGUGGCCUUUGAGGACGUGGCCGUGUACUUCUCCUGUGAGGAGUGGGGGCUCCUUGAUGAGGCUCAGAGACGCCUGUACUGCAGUGUGAUGCUGGAGAACUUGGCCCUUGUGUGCUCGCUGGGUUGUUGGCAUGGAGCGGAGGAUAAGGAGACGCUGUCUGCAGAGAAUGUUUCUGUAGAAGGUUUGUCACUCUUCAGGACUCACAAGGCAGUUCCAUCUCUGCAGAAGGCCUACCCCUGUGAGAUGUGUGAUCCGGUCUUGAGAGGCAUUUUGCGUUUGGCUCAGCAGCAGGGAAAACAUUGCCAGCAGGAACAGGACACAUGUGGGGAAUGUGGCAGAUACUUCUGUUUCAGUGCUAACCUUCACCACCACCAGAAGCAGCACAAUGGAGAGAACACCUUCAUAAGUGAUCUAGACAGAGCCUCAUUUGUGAAGAGCUACAAAUUCCAUGUGUCAGGGAAGCCAUUUACCUGUGGAGAGGUUGGGAAGGACUUUCUGGUCAGCAUGGGUCUUCUCCAGCAGCAGGCCGCUCACACUGGGGAGAAGCUAGUCAACUGCACUGACUGUGCAACAGACUGUCAAAGUGGGAAAAGUUACCAUAACUGGAGAGGAUGCAAAAAUACCUUCAGCCACAAACACACACUUGUUUACCACCAGAGAGUCUUCACUAGAGAAGGACUUUAUCAGUGCACAGAAUGUGGAAAAGCUGUCACCUGUGAACCCUCACUUGUUCAGCACAAGAGAGUUCAUGUGGGAGAAAGGCCUUAUGAGUGCAGCAAAUGUGGGAAAGCCUAUACACGAAGGUCUAACUUCAUUCAGCACCAGCAAGUCCACACCGAAGAAAGGUAUUUCGAAUGCAAAGAGUGUGGAAAAUUCUUUUCCCACAACUCCAGAUUCAUUCAACACCAGAGAGUUCACACUGGAGAAAGGCCUUAUGAGUGUACUGAAUGUGGAAAAUCCUUCAGCCAAAGCUCUGGCCUCAUUCUACACGGGAGAGUUCACACAGGAGAAAGUCCUUAUGAGUGCAGUGAGUGUGGGAAAUCCUUUAGCCGCAAAGCCAACCUCAUUCAACACUGGAGAGUUCACUCUGGAGAAAGGCCUUAUGAGUGUGUCGAAUGUGGGAAAACCUUUAGCCAGAGCUCUGGCCUCAAUCAACACCGGAAAAUUCACACUGGAGAGAGGCCUUAUGAGUGCAAUGAAUGUGGGAAAACCUUUAGUCGCAAAUCUGACCUUAUUCAGCACCAAAGAGUUCACAGUGGAGAAAGGCCUUAUGAUUGUGGUGAAUGUGGGGAAUCCUUUCGCCAAAUGUAUAGCCUCAUAAAUCAUCAGAGAGUUCACACUGGAGUAAAGCCUUAUGAGUGUGGUGAAUGUGGGAAAUCCUUUAGCCAAAGCUCUGGCCUCAUUCAACACAGGAGAGUUCACACAGGAGAAAGUCCUUAUGAGUGCAGUGAAUGUGGGAAAUCCUUUAGCCGCAAAGCCAACGUUAUUCGACACCAGAGAGUUCACACUGGAGAAAUGACUUAGAUGUUCAGGGAACAUGCUAUUUCCUUGUUCAGUACAAUGAUGUUGGAGGAAAGCCUUUGUGAGUAACUUUCUCCCUAAUAUGAACCUUGUCUACCUUAAUAUCCAGGUAAGUGGGAAGCUUUAAGGCGCUGUAUUGGAUUAACUUGCCCAGGGCCCUUGCCAGAUUUAUAUCACUGUCAGUUUCUGUGGUAGAAGCCGUUUUACCUCUGCCAUCUAGUAGGUCCACACAGUAGACCCCAAACUGCUCUAGAAGGCAGACCUUGUGCUCUCCUAUUCACUGGUGGAAAUCAUGAGUAAUCUGAGCCUUAUCAGGUCCUCAUUCCCUUCUCUCUGACUCAUUAGGGCAUGGACCUGACCCAGUUUUAUCCUAGAGGAUCCAAUGUGAGUUUUGCUCUCAGCUUGCAGAGAAAGGUGAUCUUUUUCAAGGACAUUGUUGAUUCUACAUGAUGCUUGUGAUGGAAUUUUCCAACCUCCAUGUCUCUACCCCAGGAACUGCCUACCUCACAUUGCUCUGGUUUGUGCAAUAAUAAAGGCCUUGUGGUUUAAGCCAGCUUUAAUCUUGGGGAUUCUGUUCUCUGGGUGGGGUGGUUUGAAAACAGAAUUGGCUCUUACAGCAUGAAGGGGUAUAGAACUUUUUCAGGAAUCCCAAACUUCAUGUGCUACAGAGUAGAUAGUUUAAUAUCAGAAAAAUGCCUCUCUUUCCAAAUUUGGCUUAAUUUCCAUUGCUGCCCAAGGAUUCGUAAGAAAACCCAUGGGGCUUUGUGGUCCUAAUUUGUAGGCUUGAUACCAGGAUUUUUGAGGGGCUCAGAGGAGGGGACAGCUGUUGUGAAACAUCCAGUGCAUGUUGGGGCCACAUGAAUUUUAUUUCCUGGUUUAUAAAGGAUAUAAAAUACCCAGCACUGUUGAGGGAAACCUUUUCCCCGUGUCCUGCAAAGGAGCCACGUGGUCUGAAGUACAGAAUUCAGUAGGCUAAUGGCACUGGUUAUAAGGUUACAGGGGCCAAGGGUGACCAUAAUUGGUACAGAAACAGAUGAUAGUAGGGAGUGGAGGAGACUGCAGCAGACUGGAUGGAAUCUGUCUCUUCUAAAAGUGUGUUCACAAAUGCUCCAGGACUGUGUCAGUGCAGGAUUAGUGUGUACCCUGCUCCCCCAGAUCAGAGGGUCUUAAAAGAUUAUCUAAAGAUUUUAUAGAUGGUUGUCGUUUCUUUGGGCUUUUCACCUCUAGUCUGUUGUUGCCCAGGCAGGAAAAGAAGGAUAGAGAGGAGGGGGACCCUGCAUUCCAGAGAUGUGGCUUUGGGGACCCAGCCAGCAGUGGGAGCAGUCUCCAGUGCUCACCAAAAUUUGCUGUCACUGGGGUAAGGCUGCUCCUCAGGGCAUGAAGAGAGAUGGUGGUGUCAGUAUAGGGUUGCUAAACCUGAUUUUCCAAAAAAAGUAGAUCUAAAUUUUAAUUUUGAACCCUCUUAAAGCUUUAUUUAGGUAUAAUUGGCAUGCUGUAAAUUGUUCUAUUUAAAGUAUACAAUUUGAUACAUUUUGUCAUACAUAUAAACCUGUGAAACCAUCAUCAUAGUCCUGGAAAAAACAUACUGUUCACUUAAUUUACCUUGUGCCUUUUUAUAAUUUCUGUCUUUGCUGGUUUGAAUGUAUUAUGUCCCCCAGAAAAAGCCAUAUUCUUUGAUGCAAUCUUGUGGGGCAGACAUAUUAGUGGGGAUUAAGUUGGAACAUUUG
Choloepus didactylus (southern two-toed sloth) is the source of this 6784-nucleotide messenger RNA. RefSeq lists its product as uncharacterized. NCBI's taxonomy places the organism in Eukaryota, Metazoa, Chordata, Mammalia, Pilosa, Megalonychidae. The record is from RefSeq and is a predicted model, not a curated record. Gene Ontology annotation, molecular function: DNA-binding transcription factor activity, RNA polymerase II-specific; RNA polymerase II cis-regulatory region sequence-specific DNA binding. Gene Ontology annotation, biological process: regulation of transcription by RNA polymerase II.